Rotaria sp. Silwood2 is the source of this 1476-nucleotide messenger RNA. Lineage: Eukaryota; Metazoa; Rotifera; Eurotatoria; Philodinida; Philodinidae. The record is from the annotation of a GenBank genome assembly.
AUGCAUUUUCUUUAUAAACCAUCCGAUAAAAAUCAACCAACACGUCAAUUAAAUUCAUUUUGUUCAUCACAAAAUCGUUUUUCUUUAUCUGCUUAUUCUAAUCUUGGAUAUAAAUCUACAUCUGAUUUAACUGUUGACACACAUUUUGUUUAUUCAAUUGAACAACAACGUGCAUCUGAGAAUAAUUCAUAUUUUAAAAUUCCUGAUCGAUCAUCACAUGCAUUACAAAUACGUUCAGGUCAUACGAAAUAUGGACGUAUGCAAGCACCUAUUCUGUCAUUUGAUGAAGAAGGAGACAUUCCAUUACCUGACAAGAAAAACAAACUUCUUCUCUCACCUGAUGAUACACAGCUUAGUGAUUCACAAAAUCAACUGACGACUUUAAGUCCUGGUAGUAUAUCAAUUGAAAGAACACGAAAAGACAGAUUUCGACAUGCUCUUCGAAGUGUUUCAAAAGUAGCUUUUAGUCAAUUAGGAUUAGUAGUUGGUUAUGUUAUACUUGGUGGAUUGAUAUUUGAUGCAAUUGAAUCACGUUAUGAACUUGAACGUUUAGAAGAAAAAGAACGAAAUCGUCAACAUUUUGUUGAUCAAUUAUAUAUUCAUGCAUAUAGAGAAUUUAAUCGUGUAUUAAAUCAAACAUUUGAAUUAAAAUAUGCUUUAUGGCGUGGUGGUAUAUCGAGAAAUGAUGAACGUAAUGAUGGUUGGCAGAUCGAAGUUGAAAAAGAUUUAUGGAAACAUUAUAUUGAUUAUGAAUUAUUACAAUAUUUUGGUGCCGAAGAAAAAACUCAAUAUGGUAAUGAUCAGCAACAACAAGAACAAAAUACAGUACAAGUUUGGACAUUUUCUAGUGCUAUGCUUUAUUCCGCAACUGUUAUUACAACAAUUGGAUAUGGAAAUAUUACACCAAAAACUACUGAAGGCAAAAUUGCAACAAUGAUUUAUGCAAUGUUUGGUAUUCCUUUAAUGUUUAUGUGUUUGACAUACACAGGUGAUUUAUUAGCUGAUGCUUUUAUAACUGGUUAUUCAAAAAUGGUUAAUUUUAUUUAUCGACAAAUAUGUUAUCGAUAUUUAAAAGCUUGGUUACCCUUUAAAGGAAGACAAAGUUUUGAACAACCUGAUUCUGAACAUGAAGAAGCUCGACAUGUACCAAUAGUAGCUACAUUAGGUGUUCUUGCAUUAUAUAUCGCUAUGGGUGCAUUUCUUUUUGCUCAAUGGGAAAGUUGGCAUGUACUUGAUGGAGCUUAUUUUUGUUUUAUAACAUUUACAACAAUUGGUUUUGGAGAUCUUGUACCAGGUAAAGGUACAGUUACUGAAUCAAAAGCAGGUAAAGCAGCAAUGUGUGCAUUAUUUCUUUUAUUUGGCAUGAUUGUUAUGGCAAUGUCAUUUAAAUUAAUGCAAGAUGAAAUUAUAUCAAAAUUUCGUAAAAUUGCAAGACGUUUUGGUUUUGGAAAACGUCAUAGAAGUGAUCCGGGCUAA